CCCCGCUCGCUGCGGUGCCGGGACCUCCGCCGCUCGGUGCGACACGUGCGGCCUCUGAAGAAGUGUGAUUGAAGGCAACUUGGCUCUGCGUCCUUAACAACCAGCGCGAGGGCGGUCCCGGUGUGUUGGUGUUUGACAAGCGGGACACGAUAGGUAAAAAGAAGAUGUCGGGUCGUCGUGUGGCUGCCGCGUGUGACCGACGCCAGCUGCCGCGGGGCAUGGGGAGCAUGGCGGCCCCGCUCCUCGACCCGCGUCCACUUCGGCUGCCGUUUCUGGAGGCUGACAGUCGCCUCCAAUCGAUUUGCGGGCGCUCGAUGCAGCAGCCUUCGCGGAGGAGCAUUCUUCGGUCUCGGCCGCCGCCGCCGCCUCCUCCCUUACCGCCGCCGCCGAUCGAUGCGCUCAGAGCUCCGGUCGCCAUUUUAGGGGGAGAGCGAGGGAGGCAGAAGGAAGGCUCGGCCCCUCCAAGGCAUUCCUUGCUCACAAUGUAUAGGACAAAAGUCAGCUUGAAAGACCGUCAGCAACUUUAUAAACUAAUCAUUAGUCAGCUACUGUAUGACGGAUACAUAAAUAUUGCCAAUGGCUUAAUAAAUGAGAUAAAACCACAAUCAGUGUGUGCGCCAUCUGAACAACUGCUGCAUCUUAUUAAAUUAGGGAUGGAGAAUGAUGACAGUGCUGUUCAGUAUGCAAUUGGGCGGUCAGAUACAGUAGCUCCAGGCACUGGAAUCGACUUGGAAUUUGAUGCAGAUGUACAGACCAUGUCUCCUGAGGCCUCUGAGUAUGAGACUUGUUACGUCACGUCUCAUAAGGGGCCGUGUCGUGUAGCAACAUAUAGCAGAGAUGGACAGCUAAUAGCUACAGGAUCUGCUGAUGCCUCAAUAAAAAUUCUUGACACGGAGAGAAUGCUGGCCAAAAGUGCUAUGCCUAUUGAGGUCAUGAUGAAUGAGACAGCACAGCAGAACAUGGAAAAUCACCCUGUUAUUCGGACUCUGUAUGAUCAUGUGGAUGAGGUUACAUGUUUAGCUUUUCAUCCUACAGAACAGAUCCUAGCAUCUGGUUCAAGGGACUACACACUUAAAUUGUUUGACUAUUCAAAACCUUCUGCCAAAAGAGCCUUCAAAUACAUACAGGAAGCAGAGAUGUUGCGCUCCAUCUCUUUCCACCCCUCUGGAGAUUUCAUACUUGUGGGUACCCAGCACCCUACUUUGCGACUCUAUGAUAUCAAUACUUUCCAAUGUUUUGUGUCUUGCAAUCCUCAAGACCAGCACAUCGAUGCCAUAUGCUCAGUGAAUUACAACGCAAGCGCAAACAUGUACGUGACGGGAAGCAAGGAUGGAUGCAUCAAACUGUGGGAUGGUGUUUCAAACCGCUGCAUCACUACUUUUGAGAAGGCACAUGAUGGAGCUGAAGUCUGUUCUGCUAUUUUUUCCAAGAAUUCAAAGUAUAUCUUGUCAAGUGGAAAAGACUCUGUAGCUAAACUGUGGGAGAUAUCUACUGGUCGGACGCUGGUCAAGUACACAGGAGCUGGUUUGAGUGGACGUCAAGUGCACAGGACACAAGCAGUCUUCAACCACACAGAAGACUACGUGCUGCUGCCAGAUGAAAGGACCAUAAGUCUCUGCUGCUGGGAUUCAAGAACUGCUGAGCGAAGAAAUCUCCUUUCUCUUGGGCACAACAGCAUCGUCCGCUGUAUUGUCCAUUCUCCCACCAACCCCGGCUUCAUGACCUGCAGUGAUGACUACAGGGCUAGAUUUUGGUACAGGAGGUCAACGACGGACUGAGGGCGUCUUGAUAAAAGAAUGGUUAUCCAGAUUCCUUAUAUCAUCCUGUAUUGAUUGUACUGCCGACAGAUGCCUGAAGGAGAGCUAUGCUGUGUCUGUUUUUUGUUGUUUUGUGCUUUAAUUCUGUCAGAUGGCAGAAAAAUAUUGAGAUACUGAAACUUCAGUUUUGCCCCACGCUAAUUUUUUUUAUUAGUGUGCGUGGCAUUAAUUUUUUUAAGUCAUCUCUGAUUUUACUCGAGCUGGGGUGCGGAAUAAAAUGAUCCUUGCAGGAAGGAUUAAACUUA
Lagopus leucura (white-tailed ptarmigan) is the source of this 2062-nucleotide messenger RNA. RefSeq names its product cleavage stimulation factor subunit 1 (gene CSTF1). Gene Ontology annotation, cellular component: mRNA cleavage stimulating factor complex. The transcript has 7 exons. The record is from RefSeq and is a predicted model, not a curated record. Bases 165 to 1778 code for a protein of 537 amino acids. Gene Ontology annotation, molecular function: RNA binding; protein binding. Gene Ontology annotation, biological process: mRNA 3'-end processing. Lineage: Eukaryota; Metazoa; Chordata; Aves; Galliformes; Phasianidae.